CAGAAACGAUCAUGUCUACCAGAAAGCGUGACGAUUACUUUGACCUAGAGGAGAGCGAUGGAGGUGAUAGCACGGGAGAGAAGGACGACAGCCGCGGAAGAUCGGACUUCGUAAGACAAACGAAGCGACGGAAGGUUGCCGAUACCUGGGACCACUCUGGAAGCGAAGACGAAAGCGAAGAUGAAGUCGAGGAGGAAGAUGUCCAAGUUACGGCCACGAGCGACGAUAUAAUACAUUACCCCGCUGAAGAGGAGCUGCCUGCAUCCCUUCAAGACUCGUCCUCGAAGACGAAAGAACGACGGCGGAAGUCGAAACAACUUUCUGAGACGAGCAUUGCCGCCUCCCAGCAAGCUGCUUCAAAGACCGGUGUCGUCUAUGUCUCAAGAAUACCUCCUUUCAUGACCCCUCAAAUGCUGCGUCAGCGUCUCAGCGUACAUGGUACUCUUGGUCGCAUUUUCCUGACUCCCGAGUCAACCGAUGUUCGCGCGCGGAAGAAGAAAGCCGGUGGGAGUGGUCGACAAUCGUUCUCCGACGGCUGGGUGGAAUUCCUCAAGAAAUCGGACGCCAAGCUAGUCGCGGAACUGCUCAACACCAAGAUCAUGGGCGGGAAGAAGCGAGGGUUCUACCACGACGACGUGUGGAACAUCAAAUACCUGAAGGGAUUCAAAUGGCAUCAUCUCACCGAGCAGAUCGCGAACGAAAAUGCGGAACGAGCAGCGAGAAUGCGGGCGGAGAUUGCGAGAACGACGAAGGAGAAUAAGCUGUUUUUGCAGAAUAUCGAGACGGCGAAGAUGCUGGAGGGCAUGGCGGCGAAGUCCAAGGGGAAGGAGGCGAAAUCAAAGGGCAAAUCAAAGACUCUUGUUGAGGAUGGGGCAACCGAGGCUAUAGAACCUCCAAAGGCGUCGAAAAGGGGAUCGCUUGUGCGAGAGUUCAAGCAAAACAGGUCUAAGAUAAAAGGGAAUGCGGACGCGGCAUCCGGCAGUCAACCUGAGGUCACGAGGGUUUUGAGUAAGAUAUUCUAGUUUGAUAUUCUGACGAUCAAUUCAUCAGGCAUGAUCCAAUCUAAAUCUUCGACAUGCAGUGAACAUAAUUUUGUGUUUGCGAUGGUGACCUUGUACCGGGACAGGCUCUCCAAUUUCAGUUCCUAAGAACAUUCGUUUGAAGAAUUUAUAUCAGGACUCUCCGGUGCUUCCCUCGAGUCCCCUUGUAUGCCUUCGUAAUUCUAUAUCGACACGGUGUCAUGAAUCCUAUCCAUCACCGCACAACAGCUCCUUUCAAGGUAGUAACUUUGCACACCCCUUUUCCGCAUGU
Eremomyces bilateralis CBS 781.70 is the source of this 1311-nucleotide messenger RNA. RefSeq lists its product as uncharacterized. Gene Ontology annotation, cellular component: nucleolus. The record is from RefSeq and is a predicted model, not a curated record. NCBI's taxonomy places the organism in Eukaryota, Fungi, Ascomycota, Dothideomycetes, Eremomycetales, Eremomycetaceae. Gene Ontology annotation, molecular function: RNA binding. The coding region runs from base 12 to 1022 and encodes 336 amino acids. The transcript has a single exon. Gene Ontology annotation, biological process: endonucleolytic cleavage to generate mature 5'-end of SSU-rRNA from (SSU-rRNA, 5.8S rRNA, LSU-rRNA); small-subunit processome assembly; endonucleolytic cleavage in 5'-ETS of tricistronic rRNA transcript (SSU-rRNA, 5.8S rRNA, LSU-rRNA).